UCGACUCAACCGGAAGUGACGCAGAACCCCAGAAGAAGAAGAAGAAGCAGUAAAGAUGGCGGAGAGCAGCAGAGAGUUCUCUGAGGACUCCAACAACAACAUGGAUCAGAACGAGGCUCCGGGAGCGUCUCUGAUGGUGGUCAACGUCAAAACACCCAACGGGAAGGAGGAGAUCUCUAUACCGGAGGAUGCUUCAGUCUCUCAGUUCAAACAGGAGGUAUCAAAAAAGUUCGAGGCUCAGCAAGACCAGCUGGUGUUGAUAUUUGCUGGAAAGAUUCUGAAGGAUGGUGAUACCUUAAAGCAGCACGGUAUCAAAGACGGGUUGACCGUUCAUCUUGUCAUCAAGACUGUCCCAAAAUCAACGGGUGACGGCACAUCUCAGACAAGUUCUGCAACACCUCAAAAUAACAGCAGCAGCAACAACGCCACUGUAACAGGCAGAGCGGGAGGUGGCACGAGUCAGACAUCAACACAACCUGCUAAUGCAAUGAGUGGACUCGGUGACCUGUCCGGCUUGUUAGGUAUGGGCAUGCGUUCAUCCAGCUUCAUGGAAAUGCAGCAGCAGGUGCAGAGCCAGCUGAUGUCCGACCCGCAAAUGUUGUCACAGGUGAUGGGCAACCCGAUGGUGCAGAACAUGAUGUCCAACCCAGACCUGAUGAGACAGAUGUUUGCAGGCAAUCCUCAGAUGCAGCAGCUCAUGGGACGGAACCCGGACGUCUCCAGCAUGUUCAACAACCCUGAGCUCAUGAGACAGAUGCAGAGUCCUGAAACGCUGUCUAUGAUGACCAACCCUAGAGCCAUGCAGGCCCUCGUACAGAUCCAACAGGGCAUGCAGACCUUACAGACAGAAGCCCCGGGAUUCAUGUCCAGAUUGUCUCCUGGAGGUCUCCCAGUUCCUCCAGCCACAAGAGGCGGCAUCCCCCCAGAGAGCCCUCAGCCUCCUUCCAUGGCAACAGGAUCCAGUCCCUCCUUACCCACCAGUCCUUCUCAGCAACAGCUCAUGCAGCAGAUGUUACAGAUGUUUGCAGGCGGAGGGCCAUCAUCUCCUCCCUCACAGCUUCAGACCCCGGAGGUCCGUUUCCAGCAGCAGCUCGACCAGCUCAGCACCAUGGGCUUCAUCGACCGCCAAGCCAACCUGCGGGCGCUCAUCGCUACUGGAGGCGAUGUCAACGCCGCCAUCGAGAGACUGCUGGCCUAACUCACUUCUGUGGUUGAGGGGUGGAAGACUGGUAGAGUUGGGGACUGGCGUGGGAGAUUUUAAAGAAGUUAGUACAUGAACACAGUCCUACAUCAAGUCUGACCUGACACCCAGAUAGCCACAGCGGUGUCACAAUCACUUGUUAUCUCUUCAGCUGAUCUGUAAAUCAUAGGAAGGAUAAACGGGGAGAUUGAGGAAGGAUGUUGUUGGUUUCUAACAGAAUUGGUCCGAUGCUAAAUGCUGUGGUAGUACUGCUACUGUGAAAUUGACGCCACGACUAUCACUGCCCCAACCAAUGAGUUACUCCUGCAAGUGCAGUCAGAGAUGAUUUCUGACAUGACAAGUGCUGUCUGCCUGAGGUUACCAAGGAAUUAACUUUUAAUUGUUACUCAUUUUCCCAUUAUUUAAUUUUAACAGAUUGUAUUUAUGUAGUUAGAUAAAGAGUUUUGAAUGAGGUUGUUGUUGCAGUAGAUUGGAUGAUGGCCUUCCGUGCUCUCAGCUUGUUUCCACAUGUUCCUCUUGCCUGGUAUUUAUUUAAAGGUACAGUGUGUAGGAUUCGGCGGCAUCUAGUGGUGCGGUUGCAGAUUGCAACCAACUGAGUACCCCUCCGUUCACUCCUCCUUUUCCAAGACUGCGGUAACGUGAGCCACCAAGCGCAUGCAUGUGUCCAAUUUUCCUUCGGGACAAUAUAGUCUAUCUUAUCUUAAAACCGUGGUAACGCCGUUCACCUCUCUCAGAGGUCAUCCUUACCAUAAUAACACUACUUUAGGAGCAACGGAAGUCGGACGACGGCUGGCCGUAUCAUGGUUUCGCAUUCUGCAGCUCAUGUUACCGCAGUUUCACAGGCGUGUCAGAGAACUACGUUGGCCUUCAGGUAAUGUAAAAACUCCCGCUCCCUACGUAGAUAUGAAGGGCUCAUUCUAAACUAACAAAAACACACAAAAAAAAAAAUUUAGUUUCAGAUGAUUAUAUACUAAUGAAAACAUAGUUAUGAAUAUUAUAUUCCAUUUCUGCUAAUAGAUCCCCCAAAAUGCUACACACUGUUCCUUUCUGUUAUCUCUUCAUGUAAGAUUUUUACCCUGGCAGGUUCUUGACACGUUGUAUUUCCCCCAAAAACACUUCUCAGUGCUGAAUAUUGUUUGUAUGGUCGGUACUGCUGCCUAAGAGAAAGUGAACGUUUUUGGAUUGUAGGACCAAGUUUGUGUAUAUGUGUUUGUAGAGGAGGUUUGAACAAUGUGACAUUAUACAUAGUGAGAGGAUAGAGGACUUUCCAACUGGCAGAGAUUUUGCUAUGUUGAGGUAGAUAUCCAUUUAAUAUCUCUGGUUGUUGUGCCGAUAGUGUUGCCAGGCUGAUAUUGGGUUUACAUGAUUUUCCUCAAGUACAUUUGUCAGGUUUUCCAUUUGCAGAAUUAGCUAAAACAGUCAUUUACAUCUGAUUGUUUUAAUAUAUAAAUUGUUCUACAAUGGAAGUCCCAGAAUCACUUCAGCGCCUUAAAAAAUGACAUAUACCAUGACAGGUUUUUAUUCAUAUCACCCACUCCUAGUAUAGACCGUGUCAUUAGAAUUAACCUUCUCAGCAAACCGGUUUUAUUCAAGUUGAUUUCCUGUCGACUAACAGUGUUUUUUUUGUUCUAAACUAUAAAAUCAUGUCUCUGUGUACUGUCAGUGCCCUGAUGAUACACUUGUGGUUAUACUCAAUAGAAACUGUUAAAAGCCAUUGCAGGGAAUUGUUUUUAAUGGGAUUCAUAGAUGAAUCAAACCCUUUCACAAUAACAAUGUUGUGAAUUUCCACACAAGCAGUGUAGUGCCUAAAUAUAAUGUUGGGUUCUGCAAUAUAUUGCAAAAUAAUCUGUGAAAUCUAAUAUAAGAUAUAAAAUAUAAGUAGCCAAAUAAAAUGUUUUUUUCAAUCCAAUAAAUUGAUUUUUUUUUUUUAUUUAAUAGUUUUGUCUAUUCUAAACAUGUUGGCAAUGAAAUUUGACAGCUAUGUUAUGUUGAAUUUAACAAUUCUUUUAAUUAUUAAAAAUGAAAUGACCUA
Messenger RNA from Sebastes umbrosus (honeycomb rockfish), 3233 nucleotides. RefSeq names its product ubiquilin-1-like. The transcript has 7 exons. Lineage: Eukaryota; Metazoa; Chordata; Actinopteri; Perciformes; Sebastidae. The coding region runs from base 56 to 1198 and encodes 380 amino acids. Gene Ontology annotation, cellular component: cytosol. The record is from RefSeq and is a predicted model, not a curated record. Gene Ontology annotation, molecular function: polyubiquitin modification-dependent protein binding. Gene Ontology annotation, biological process: ubiquitin-dependent protein catabolic process.